This is a messenger RNA of Suncus etruscus (white-toothed pygmy shrew), 1201 nucleotides long. It is a transcript of the gene CRACR2B, whose product is annotated as calcium release activated channel regulator 2B. The coding region runs from base 1 to 1167 and encodes 388 amino acids. The transcript is spliced from 9 exons. The record is from RefSeq and is a predicted model, not a curated record. NCBI's taxonomy places the organism in Eukaryota, Metazoa, Chordata, Mammalia, Eulipotyphla, Soricidae.
AUGGCCAGCCCCGGGCAGGGGGAGGCGGGGACCCCCGCGGGCCACCAGGCUGCCGUGCUGGAGCAGGCCAGGGAGCUGUUUCUGCUCUGUGAUAAGGAGGCAAAGGGCUUCAUCACGGAGCAUGACCUGCAGGACCUGCAGAGCGACCUGCCCCUGACGCCGGAGCAGCUGGCAGCCGUGUUCCACAGCCUGGAUCAGGCGGGUGCUGGCGUCCUCAGGGUCCGGGACUUCUGCCUGGGACUAGGGAAGUUCGUGGGGGCCCAGGGCUUCGUGCCCUCCUGGACUCCCUUGGAGGAAACCUUUGAGACUGGCUGCUCGGCCGACUUGCCAGACCCAGAGGGCUUCCUGGAAGAGGAGGAGGAGGAGGAGACGUUCUGUGCGGGCCUGGAGCGGCUGGGCGUGGCACGGGUGCUGGGCGCGCAGCGGGCGGUGCGCGCCCUGUGGACCCGCCUGCAGCGCGAGCGGCCCGAGCUCCUGGGCCCCUACGAGGACGUGCUGCUGCGCGCGACCGCCUGCCUGGACGAGGCGGCUCGCGAGCGGGACGGGCUGGCGCAGGCGCUGCGGCGGCUCCGGAGCGAGCACGAACGGGAGCUGCGCGAGCUGUGCGAGGAGCAGGAGCGCCAGCACCGGGAGGAGCGCCGGAAGGGGCGGGGCCAGGACCGUCUGACCCGCGAGGAGCGCAGGGGCCAACUGGAGCUGGAACUGGACACCCGCGAGCAGCAGCUGGAACUCGCGGGCCUGCGGCUGCGGGAGCUGGAACAGCAGCUGCAGGCCCGGGCGGCCAAGCAGCUGGAGGCGCAGGCCCAGAGCGAGCAGCUGUGGCUGGCCAACGAGGCGCUCAGGAAGCAACUGGACGCCAUGCAGGAGAAGCUCCAGCGGCUGGAGGGCGACGUGCAGGGCCGCGCGGAGCAGACCCGACGAGAGGUGGAGGCCGUGUCCAUGAACAUGCAGAAGGAGAAGCAGAGCCUCCUCCGGCAGCUGGAGCUAGUCAGGGAGCUGAAAACCCUUCUGAGAGAUGAACGAGAUGCCUGGGAUGCCAAGCGCCUGGGUGGCGGCCGCAGAAAGGCUCAGAUGGCCACGCACCUGCCCGGAGCUCCCUGCUGUUGGUGCUGCAGCUGGGUUCACUCCCCGAGACGGGGCUCCGGCCACUGCCCCAGCACCCACUGAGCCACCCUGGCCGGGCCCGACACAGCUGUGAAAG